This is a messenger RNA of Xylona heveae TC161, 3156 nucleotides long. RefSeq lists its product as hypothetical. NCBI's taxonomy places the organism in Eukaryota, Fungi, Ascomycota, Xylonomycetes, Xylonales, Xylonaceae. The coding region runs from base 79 to 2841 and encodes 920 amino acids. Gene Ontology annotation, biological process: wybutosine biosynthetic process. The transcript is spliced from 3 exons. The record is from RefSeq and is a predicted model, not a curated record. Gene Ontology annotation, molecular function: 4 iron, 4 sulfur cluster binding; FMN binding; catalytic activity.
GGAACACGGGAGACUACAAUAUCUAGGAUCAUUCUGUCCUUGACUAUUCGGUUUUGGCAUUGCCAUUGACUGGCCAAAAUGGCUGGGAGCAUCUUUAGUGACCUCCUCGCCGCAUGGCAUAUCUUUCGCAUUCCCCUUUUUAUAGGAGUGGCGAUCACGUUCGUCGCCAUACGUGCGGUUUCACGACUUCGAGCCUCUCGCGAAAAACUGUCGUCUUCUCCAGCGCCUAGCUCUCCAGCGUUGGACUCAAAGAAGGAAGCGCCACAAGAAUGGAUUGCUCCAAACUCACUUGACGAGAAAACUGUGUCUCGGGAGAACAACAAUGCGGAAUCCUCAGCUGCGGAACCAAUUUCUGAAAAGGAGGUGCCGAUUAAGAAGAAAACCGAUGCUGCGCCUAAAAGAGUGACCGGAACAAAACGAUCAAAGAGUCCGAAGUCCAAUGGAGCAGACACUCCGCGCGCUCCGUUCAAAGUCCAGCCAUUGGUUUUCUACGCCUCUCUUACUGCCAGCACCCAGAAGUCUGCAGAGGGUCUCUUUGAGGUUAUGAAGACUGCUCUGGCUGCUUCGUCGCGUGCUGAGCGUUUCUUGGAACCGCAAUUACACGAUCUAUCUUACAUUGACUAUGACGACUUUUUCAUUGCGCCACCCAAAAUCGUUGAAGAUGAAGAGGCGGAGGUGCUAUACUUUUACAUGAUUCUUCUUCCUACGUACAAUAUAGAUACCACCCUCGACCCAUUCCUCGACCAUCUUCAGGAGACUCACCACGACUUCCGCAUCGACACGGCCCCACUAUCACCUCUGCUCGGAUAUUCGGUAUUUGGUUUUGGAGACAAGGAGGGAUGGCCGACAGAAGAGGAUGGAUUUUGCUCUCAGGCUCGGCAGGUUGACAAAUGGAUGGCCAAGUUGACUGGUCGCAAGCGUGCAUUCCCCUUGGGCAUGGGUGACGUGAAGAGCGAUUCCAAAGAACGACUUGAGGAAUGGCGACUGGGCGUGCAGGAAGCUCUAGCCGACAUUGUCGAGAAGGGCGGCCUUGGCGAAGGCGUUUCCGGGAGCGGAGAUCCAGUGGAGAGUGACGAGGAGGAAGAAGAGGAGGAGGCGGAUGCGGAAGUGGAAGCGGAGGCAGACGGAUCCUCGCCUGGCGAUUCGGACGCCGGCGCACAAGCCAAACUCCGCGUAAAGCGCAGACGCAACAAGGCAGCUGCUGUCGACGAUCUUGAGGACCUAGGCAGCAAACUCCGCAAGUCUGAUGAAAACAACAACAACGCGGAACAAGACUCUUCGUCAGAUGCUCCUCUCGCCGUCGACUUUACCACUUACGGCAAGAAGAAAUCAUCCGGUUCCCCGUCCGCCACCGCACCUACCGCCAAGGAAAUGGUCCCCAAGACAUCGCCAACCUAUGCAUCACUCACCAAACAAGGCUACACCAUCGUCGGCUCGCACUCUGGCGUGAAGAUUUGCCGAUGGACCAAAUCCGCCCUGCGCGGACGUGGAUCGUGCUACAAAUUCUCGUUCUACGGUAUCAAAUCGCAUCUUUGCAUGGAAACCACGCCCUCGCUCAGCUGCAGCAACAAAUGCAUCUUCUGCUGGCGUCACGGCACCAACCCAGUGGGUACCACGUGGCGGUGGAAGGUCGACCCGCCAGAGAUGAUCUUUGAUGGAGUCAAAGAGGGCCAUUACAAGAAGAUUAAGAUGAUGAAAGGCGUUCCCGGAGUCCGCGCCGAGCGGUUCCAGGAAGCCAUGCGUAUUCGUCAUUGCGCCCUGAGUCUGGUCGGCGAACCCAUCUUUUACCCUCACAUUAACGAAUUCACCCGCAUGCUUCACAACGAGCGCAUCUCCAGCUUCCUCGUCUGCAACGCCCAGCACCCAGACCAGCUUGCUGCCCUAGAACAGGUCACGCAGCUGUACGUCAGCAUCGACGCGAGCAACCGGGACGCGCUCCGCCGCAUUGACCGUCCCUUGCACCGCGACUUCUGGGAGCGUUUCCAGCGAUGCUUGGACAUCUUGCGCGAACACCGCUCCCGGCAGCGCACAGUGUUCCGCUUGACCCUUGUCAAGGGAUUCAACAUUGACGAGGAAGUCACGGGCUAUGCCGACCUCGUUGAGCGUGGAAUUCCUUGCUUUGUUGAGAUCAAGGGCGUCACGUACUGCGGUACCUCGGACUCUAGUCGGGCUGGGCUCACAAUGCAGAAUGUUCCAUUUUACGAGGAAAUCAAGGAGUUUGUCAUUAAGCUGGAUGACGAAUUGAGAAGACGUGGCUUGAGUUAUGGCAUCGCCGCCGAACACGCUCAUAGCUGCUGUAUCCUCCUCGCCUCGACAAACUUCCGCAUCAACGGCCGCUGGCACACUCUGAUCGACUACGACCGCUUCUUUGACCUCUUGGCCGAAGGCAAGCCCUUUGGGCCAGAAGACUACAUUGGUCCCCCCACCCCCGAGUGGGCCACCUGGGGACACGGCGGCUUCGACCCAGCUGACACCAGAGUCUUUCGCAAGGGCAAGAACCGCAAGGACGCCAGCGAGGCCGGCGAGACCGGCGAGUCUGUCGUCAAUGAUGCUGUCGAUUCGUCUCCUGCCCUUCCUGGUAUUUCUUCUGCUCCUCCCACUCACACCGCCGCGGAGACGGAAACCUGCGGAUCCGCCGACACACCCGAGACACCUUCCCACUCCGCCCCUCGCGCAGGAACAUGCUGCAGCUCCAACUCAAAUUCCGCCAACGGAAAUAAAUCCGAAAGCAAAUCGUGCUGCCGCUCUGAAGAAGAACAACUCGAAGAAGAAGGCGCAGCGACAGAAGAGCCAGAGUUUCAUGCCAAUUCGACAAAUGUAGUGGUUAAUACAUUUGCUUGAUAUAUAUCUGCUUUUUUUCGUGGCUUUGACACCUUUAGCUCUUUUACGAAAUAACACCUUUAUCUCAUUGACAGCUUUGUCUCAUUGACGCCUUCAUUUUUUUCUCCUCUAGUUGAUAGAGAUGGCUAUUGACAGUGAACACUGGACACACGCUACGUUGCUCAAUUGGACUUGAGUCUGAGUCUUACGAAACUUGUCUCGGUGGUAGUUUGUAGUUGCAGAGUAGUGGUGGUGGUGGCGGUGGUUACGCCUCGCUACCUACAUUUCACAUUCCCAUCUCAAGGGAAAAAAGCAUUUACGACCUAUUAGGCUAUU